AGGUUUUGGUUUCCAAGGUCAGGUGUCAAGUGUUAAUCUUUUAGCUCAACAAGGAAGGCAGGGGCACAUGUAUCCUUCAACUUUAGGAGAUUGUGACAGUGUUCCACAUAGAAACUCCUCUGCUAGCAUUGGGAUGGAUUCUCAGUUUGAUGCUCACCCAAUGCUUGGACUAGAACACUAAUUUGUAUCAUCUGACAGUCAUGGUUCCCAUGAUGACGAUGAUUCUCGGAUGGAAAGAAAACGCAAGAGUGAAGAGGCAAGAAUUGCUAGGGAAGUUGAAGCCCAUGAGAAACGGAUACGGAAAGAACUGGAGAAACAAGAUGUGUUGGGGCGGAAGAGUGAAGAACAAAUGAGGAAAGAAAUGGAGAGGCAUGCCCGUGAAAGACGGAAGGAAGAAAAGAGACUAAUGCAUGAAAUGCAGAAAAAAGAGGAGAGAUUCCUCUGGGAGCAAAGGCGUGAAAAUGAGCGAAGGGAGAAGUUUUUGCAGAAAGAAAUUUUGAGAGCUGAGAAGAUGAGGCAGAAAGAAGAACUUCGUAGAGAAAAGGAGGUUGCAAGACUGAAAGCUGCUAAUGAACGAGCUACUGCUUGCAGAAUUGCUAAAGAAUCCAUGGAACUUGUUGAGGAUGAAUGCUUGGAGUUGCCCUCAAUCAUUUCUCUUGACAUUGAUACAUUGCAAAACCUGGAUAUAUUCAGAGAUAUGUUGAGUACAUUUCCUCCCAAGUCUGUGCCAUUAAAAAAACCUUUUGCCAUCCAACCUUGGACUGAUUCAGACAAAAACGUAGGGAAUCUUCUCAUGGUUUGGAAGUUUUUUAUCACUUUUGCUGAUGUUCUAGAGCUUUCGCCUUUUACUCUUGAUGAGUUUGUUCAAGCUUUUCAUGAUUAUGUAAGUUCUAUAUGAGGUCUUGGAUUAGUCAGAUUCACACUUUUACUUUGCUGCAUUUGUCAUUUCUUGGUACUCAUGGAUUUAGUACUUUCAAACUCUUCAGGAUCAAAGGUUGUUAGGGGAGAUACAUGUUGCUCUUCUAAGAUGCAUCAUAAAAGAUAUUGAAGAUGUUGCGAGGAUGCCUUCUAUUGGAUUAGGAGCAAAUCAAUAUAGUCUUGCUAAUCUUGGUGGUGGGCAUCCACAGGUUGUUGAAGGGGCAUAUGCAUUGGGGCUUUGAUAUACGCAGCUGGCAGCGCCACCUGAAUCCAUUGACAUGGCCUGAAAUACUCCGUCAGUUUUCAUUGUCUGCUGGAUUUGGACUGCAACUGAAGGAAAGUAUAGGAAGUGAAUUAUAUCAA
This is a messenger RNA of Telopea speciosissima, 1281 nucleotides long. Its product is annotated as homeobox-DDT domain protein RLT2-like. NCBI's taxonomy places the organism in Eukaryota, Viridiplantae, Streptophyta, Magnoliopsida, Proteales, Proteaceae. The transcript is spliced from 7 exons. Bases 230 to 898 code for a protein of 222 amino acids. Gene Ontology annotation, biological process: regulation of transcription by RNA polymerase II. The record is from RefSeq and is a predicted model, not a curated record.